Molecule: messenger RNA, 600 nt
Organism: Mesorhabditis spiculigera
Lineage: Eukaryota; Metazoa; Nematoda; Chromadorea; Rhabditida; Rhabditidae
Source: the annotation of a GenBank genome assembly
AUGAACCUGGCCCCUCCUCUUCGACGGGUCCUUGCCAAGCGCUACCUCCAUCUGACGCUGCUAGGGAGAAAUCAGCGUGGCCCGCUGACGUUCGAUGGUUGGUACCCGCGUGAUCACAAGCCCGGCCCGUACCCCGAAAAUGACGAGCAACGUCGUGCCGCCGCCACGAAGUAUGGCAUCCGCCCCGAAGAUUACAAGCCUAUGAAUAAGGACGACCCAAUCAAGUACGCUGGCGACUAUCCCGAUUUUGGCGUCGUCACAUUUGACCACAAAGACCCGUACGAGGACUAUUCCGACCGUCAGAUGCGCCGUAACUGGGGAGAAAUGGUCUCCAUCGACAUGAUGCGCUACCGACCCGAUCGUCUCACCUUCACCGGGCUCAACGAGGAGGACUAUACAUACUGGGGCCACUUCACGAUCAUGGCUCGCGUGCUCGUACCGAUGCUCGUCUUGACGUAUCUCUUCACUCAGUCCGACCCCAACAUUUUCCGAUGGCAGAACCCGGCGAUGCCCAAGCAGUACCCCUACGACUUUGCCCGUGCCUUCCCGUUCGGCGACCCGCGCGACUACCCAAUCAAGAACUAUUCCUUUGACCUCGAA